GAAACACUGCUGCGGAUGGAUAAACUAGUCGUGAGCGGUUCUCAAUUUGAGUACAAUUUAAUCACAAAAUAGUCAUUCAUGCUGACAUUUCUGAAAGGGAUUCUUUCCCAUUUGUUGAAAAGUCCUCGAGUUUCACAAAUUUAAAGGCACUUUCCUCCUUCCAUAGAAGUCAUCAGUUGUACGGUUCUUCAGUUCAUUACUAUACCAUCUCUGUCUUUCAAUUCUUUCCAUCUCUGUCUUUCAAUUCUUUCUCUCCUCUCUCUCCUAGCUUAUAGCCAGCUAGACAUACACAGACUUCAAACAUGGAAGUAACAGUGGCUUCCUGGGCAGCUCUGAGCCUUGUUUUUGUUAGCAUAAUAGCAAGAUGGGUGUGGGGUGUGCUGGAUUGGUUGUGGUUUAAGCCAAAGAAGCUAGAAAGAUCGCUGAGAGAGCUAGGCCUUAAAGGAAACUCCUACAGGUUUAUGUAUGGAGACUUGAAGGAGAACGCUAACCUGCUCGAACAAGCAUCAUCCAAACCCAUGAACCUCUCAACCUCCCACGACAUAGUACCACGAGUCACCCCUUUCGACGAUCAAGCCCUGAAAACUUAUGGUAAGGACUCUUUUGUUUGGAUUGGCACUUCACCAAUGGUGAAUAUAAUGAAUCCAGAAGAUGUGAAAGCUGUCCUCACAAAAAUGGAUAAUUUUCCGAAACCAGAAGCAAGCCCACUUAUUAAGUUGCUAGCCCAAGGUAUUGCAGCCUAUGAAGGUGAGAAAUGGGUUAAGCACAGAAGGAUUAUCAACCCUACAUUCCAUGUGGAGAAGCUAAAGCGUAUGUUUCCGGCAUUCCACGAAAGUUGUGAUGAUAUGAUUAAGGAAUGGGAGAGCUCAGUGUCCAAAAGGGAUUCAUCAUGUGAGUUGGAUGUCUUCCCUUCUCUUCAACAUUUGACGGCUGAUGUGAUUUCUCGAACAGCAUUUGGAAGUAGCUAUCAAGAAGGGAGGAAAAUAUUUGAACUCUUAAAAGAACAAACAGGAUAUGCAUUAAAAGCCGUACAUACUAUUUACAUUCCAGGAUGGAGGUUUGUACCAACUAAGAUGAACAAGAGGAUGAAGCAAAUUGACAAAGAAAUAAGGGGUUUACUCAAGGGUAUUAUAAUUAAAAGAGAGCAGGCCAUUAAAGCCGGUGAAGCGACUAAAGAUGACUUAUUAGGUGCACUUCUGGAGUCAAGCUUGAAUGACAUCCAGGAACGUGGGAAGAACAACAAAAGUGUUGGGAUGAGUAUUGAAGAUGUAAUUGAGGAGUGUAAACUGUUUUACUUUGCUGGGCAAGAGACCACUUCAGUGUUGUUGGUUUGGACAAUGAUUUUACUUAGUCAAAAUCAGAAUUGGCAAGAACGAGCAAGACAAGAGGUUCUGCAAGUCUUUGGAAGCAACAAGCCAGACUUUGAUGGCCUAACCCACCUGAAAGUUGUAACAAUGAUUUUACUUGAAGUUCUUCGACUAUACCCACCAUUGGUUAUGAUGUCUCGAACCGUUCACAAGAAAACACAACUUAAGAAAUUCUCAUUACCAGCUGGAGUUGAAGUCAGCUUACCUACACUGCUCAUUCACCAUGAUAAGGAACUGUGGGGUGAUGAUGCAAACGAGUUCAAGCCAGAGAGGUUUUCUGAAGGAGUUUCUAAGGCAACAAAGAACCAACUCUCAUUCUUCCCAUUCGGAGCCGGUCCUCGGAUCUGUGUUGGACAGAACUUUGCCAUGAUAGAAGCAAAACUGGCCUUAUCAUUGAUCUUGCAACACUUCACUUUUGAGCUUUCUCCAUCUUAUACUCAUGCUCCUUCCUCACUUAUAAUUCUUCAACCACAAUAUGGUGCUCCUAUCAUUUUACAUAAGCGUUAAAUGAGUUGUGUAACAAAAAUGAUUUCAAACAAUGUAUGGUCGAUGUAUCCUCACUUUAAAGUAUGUACAUUUAAUCUUUUUCGCAUGAAGAAAAAAUAAAUAUGUGAUUGUAAGCUAGUAGCACAAUAAUUUCUUAA
Molecule: messenger RNA, 2011 nt
Organism: Rosa chinensis
Lineage: Eukaryota; Viridiplantae; Streptophyta; Magnoliopsida; Rosales; Rosaceae
Product: cytochrome P450 CYP72A219
Exons: 5
Coding region: 303-1874 (523 amino acids)
Molecular function (GO): oxidoreductase activity, acting on paired donors, with incorporation or reduction of molecular oxygen; heme binding; monooxygenase activity
Source: RefSeq, a predicted model, not a curated record